Pygocentrus nattereri (red-bellied piranha) is the source of this 6741-nucleotide messenger RNA. RefSeq names its product glutamate receptor interacting protein 1 (gene grip1). Gene Ontology annotation, biological process: neurotransmitter receptor transport, endosome to postsynaptic membrane. The transcript is spliced from 26 exons. Bases 419 to 3928 code for a protein of 1169 amino acids. The record is from RefSeq and is a predicted model, not a curated record. NCBI's taxonomy places the organism in Eukaryota, Metazoa, Chordata, Actinopteri, Characiformes, Serrasalmidae. Gene Ontology annotation, molecular function: nuclear glucocorticoid receptor binding.
UAACGUUACCACACUUUUCUUUAUAGGGAGUCAUAUUCACGCGGAUCGGCUUAGCAGCGAGUCAGAAGCCUUGAGAAAGCGGUUUAACUCGGUAUUCGUUGGAUCAGACGUGGUUUAACAGUGAACGGCAGGGGAAAGUCUCCUGUGUGUAUGUGUGUGGCUGUAGUUGCCACCUUCACUGCUCGCGCCUCAGCUCAGCCCAGUCCACCGCGAGGCGGAGGGAGGGAGAGAGAGGGAGAGAGAGAGAGACAGUCAAGGAGAGGGAGACACGGCGUUGAAUUACAGCGGCCGCUGAAAAAGGAAGACGCACCGGCUGAGGGGAAAAUGAACGCGAAAUGGAAGCCGCGGUUGGGCUGAAACGCGUGUGAGCUUUUUUUUUCUUUAUCUCGGGAAAACCCGCUUUGUGAAUGCUCCAAACAUGCCGGGCUGGAAGAAGAACAUCCCCGCUUGUCUACAAGCCGACCAAGAAGGAGAUGAGGGGCCCUACACAAAACACUCCAACCCCUCCAGACCACCAGAUGGAGCUCUGGCCAUCAGAAGACAGAGUAUUCCAGAUGAGUUUAAGGGCUCCAGCAUCGUGGAGCUCAUGAAGAAGGAGGGCACCACCCUGGGCCUGACCGUGUCUGGUGGCAUCGACAAGGACGGCAAGCCCCGCGUCUCCAACCUCCGCCAGGGAGGCAUUGCAGCCAGGAGUGACCAACUGAACGUAGGAGACUACAUCAAGUCUGUCAACGGCAUCAACCUGACCAAGUUCCGUCACGAUGAAAUCAUUAGCCUAUUGAAGAAUGUGGGGGAACGAGUGGUCCUGGAGGUGGAGUACGAACUGCCGCCUGUCUCUGUUCAGGGUACGGGUGUAAUGUUUAAAAAUGUUGAGGUGACUCUGCAUAAAGAGGGAAACACGUUUGGAUUUGUCAUCAGAGGAGGCGCCCAUGAAGACAGGAACAAAUCUCGUCCGGUUACCAUAACAACUAUCAGACCCGGCGGCCCUGCUGACAGGGAAGGCACCAUCAAACCAGGAGACCGACUGCUGAGCAUCGACGGCAUCCGCCUGCACGGCACUUCCCACGCAGAGGCCAUGAGCAUCCUCAAACAGUGCGGCCAGGAAGCCACGCUUCUCAUUGAAUACGAUGUGUCCAUCAUGGACUCCAUAGCCAGUGCUUCUGGCCCGCUGCUGGUGGAAGUGGCCAAGCCUCUGGGCUCCAGCUUAGGAGUGGCUCUCUCUACCUCCAUGUACUGCAACAAGCAGGUCAUCAUCAUCGACAAAGUGAAGCCGGCCAGCAUCGCUGACAGGUGUGGGGCACUACAUGCAGGUGACCAUAUCCUGUCAGUAGAUGGCACGAGCAUGGAGUAUUGCACACUGGCUGAAGCCACACAGCUCUUGGCUAGUGCCUGCGAACACGUCAAAAUGGAGAUUCUCCCUCACCACCAGACCAGACUGGCCCUUAAAGGCCCAGAGCACGUCAAGGUGCAGAGGAGCAACCGGCCACUGCCCUGGGAGUCCGGCACCAACAACAACAGCAACUUCCUCCCCUCCCAGCACUAUAACACCUACCACCCUGACCAGUCCCGCAGCCAGGCCAAGCAGAAAUCCUCUCCGAACAACCCUUCUCUUGGUUCGUCCUUCUCGCCCACCUCCAUGAGUGCCUACAGCCUGAGCUCCCUCAACAUGAGCACACUGCCCCGCAAUAUGUAUCCCACAAGCCCCCGUGGCACUAUGAUGAGGCGCAAGCUCAAGAAGAAGGACUACAAGAGCUCCUUGUCUCUGGCCUCCAGCACUGUGGGCCUGGCCGGUCAGGUGGUCCACACCGAGACCACUGAGGUGACUUUGGUCAGUGACUCCAUCAUGGGAUUUGGAAUCCAGCUCCAGGGAGGGGUCUUUGCCACGGAAACGCUCACCUCUCCUCCACUCAUCGCUUACAUAGACCCCGACAGCCCGGCCGAGAGGUGCGGUAUCUUGCAGAUUGGCGACCGGAUCCUGUCCAUCAACGGGAUUCCCACAGAGGACAGCACACUGGAGGAGACCAACCAGCUGCUGCGGGACUCCACCAUUACCAGCAAAGUCACACUGGAGAUUGAGUUUGACGUAGCAGAAUCUGUCAUCCCAAGCAGUGGCACCUUCCACGUGAAGCUACCAAAGAAGCCAGGCGUGGAGCUGGGCAUCACCAUCAGCUCUCCAUCCAACAGGAAGCCAGGGGAUGCUCUCAUCAUCUCAGACAUUAAGAAGGGCAGUGUGGCACACAGGACGGGUACACUGGAGCUAGGGGAUAAGCUCUUGGCCAUCGAUAACAUCCGCCUAGACAACUGCUCCAUGGAGGAUGCUGUCCAGAUCCUACAACAAUGUGAGGAACUGGUCAAGCUCAAGAUCCGCAAGGACGAAGACAACUCAGGUGUCCUGCGUGCAGACCGUGUUGAUAUGGACGCCCGUGUGCUGUUGGCCUGUGUUGCAGACGAGCAGGAGAGCUCUGGGGCCAUCAUCUACACGGUGGAGCUGAAGCGCUACGGGGGCCCUCUGGGCAUCACCAUCUCCGGCACCGAGGAGCCCUUCGACCCCAUCAUCAUCUCCAGCCUCACUAAGGGCGGCCUGGCCGAGAGGACGGGUGCGAUCCAUGUUGGAGACCGCAUCCUGGCCAUCAACAAUAACAGUCUGAAGGGCAAGCCCCUGAGCGAGGCCAUCCACCUGCUCCAGAUGGCUGGAGAGUCCGUCACACUCAAGAUCAAGAAGCAGGGAGAACUGGUGAGUCCUAAGCAGCCGUCUGUGUCUGGGCGUCUGGGGGAACUGAGUGAUGUGGAAGAUGAGAAUCAAAGUGGUCAGAAAGCAGGCAAAUUAUCAGACAUUUACUCCACCACCAUCCCCAGCGUGGACAGUGCUGUAGAGUCCUGGGAUGGCUCUGCAAUCGACACCACCUUCAGCACCCAGGCCCCUACAGGCUUCCAGGCCUCAGGCUACAGCUUCCACAGUCAUGAGUGGAGGAAUGCCAAAGUGAGCCGGGGCAGUCUUUCUCCGGUCAGCAGCAACCGUCAGAGAAACAAUAUCCUGCAGGACCUGGGUCUCAGCGAUGAUGAGUGGGACAGACCUGCUGCUAGCGGAGCCGCCACGCUGCCCACUGGCCUUAUCUCAGACAGCAGGUUCACUGUGGGCCAUGAUGGGACAGAGCCAGACCAGGAGGAGAACUUCUGGUCACAAGCACUGGAGGAUCUGGAGACAUGCGGUCAGUCGGGGAUCCUCCGGGAACUCGAGGACAAGCCAGACAGGCUUCUGACUAAGAGAAACCUGGCCAUCUUGGCCACCAUCAUGUCCGGGAGCACACUCAGUCUGAACCAUGACCCUACACCCACACGGACCCACCUGGGCAGACAGGCCAGCUUCCAGGAGCGCGGCAGCAACAGGCCUCAGUACACACAGGCUAACCGCAGCAACACACUGCCCAGCGACGGUGGCCGCAAGGCCUUUGCCAUGAGGAAGAUGAAGCAGGAGAUUAAGGACAUCAUGUCACCAAACCCUGUGGAGCUACACAAGGUGAGUCUGUUCAAAGAGUCGGAUCUGGAGGACUUUGGCUUCAGUGUGUCUGAUGGGCUUCUGGAGAAGGGUGUCUAUGUCAACAACAUCCGUCCAGGGGGGCCUGCAGAGGUGGGGGGGUUGAAGCCCUAUGACAGGCUACUACAGAUCAACCACGUCCGGACCAGGGACUUCGACUGCUGCUUGGUGGUUCCUCUCAUUGCGGAGUCUGGGAACAAACUGGACCUGGUCAUCAGCCGAAACCCAGUGUCUAUGCCGCCCUCUGAACUGAACCAGCUGCCCAACGAGGAGCCGGUGAGCUGGACUGACCCCUCUGAGCCCCUUCUACAGCCAGCGGCCGGACAGGAGGCUGCCCAGCAGAACUCCGUGCUGGCAGGGGUGGACGACAGGGACCCCAACAAGACCUUAUAGCAGAACUUACCCUCCCAGCGCUGGCAGACGAGUGCUUCUCAUGGUGCUAACUGAACCCGUCCUGACUGCUCCCCCCACUGGGAGCGAGCGGGAGCCUGUCCGUGAUAUAGCACACCCAGUUUCUUCCCUGAGCCAGAGCAUGAGCCACACUGACCAAGAGAGGUGUCCUCUCCACGCCUGCUGGGUGCGUUUUUAGUCCUGUGGGAAUUACACUAACGUUGGAGGAAGACCAUACUGACCUCUUGAAAUAUUAAACUGAAAAGAUGACAAGAAAAUCGAAACAGUGCCAUCCCUCAUUUUUAUUGCCAAUGAACACAAGUUGUUUUAAGGAGAGACACGAAAGCAAAAUAAGCAAAAGGAAACCUUGAGACGUUUACACAUGAUGUUGGACUGGCCUCUCUGUCUAUUUGUAUGUAUGUAUGUGUGUAUGUACUGGAGAAUGCCCCUUGUGUCAGCAUUCUCUGCGCGUAUGUGUAGGACAUUCUUAUACGAGUCUAGGCCAGAACAAUUCUCCACGUCCUCUGUUUGCAAAAAGUCCCACGUCCUAACCUUAGCUGUUCACCUUGUACCCCGGAAACAGCUCCUCCAGUUCCGUCCUUUUGUAGUGCUGAAUCCCAAAUGUGUGUAUAGUGAAGACCCCUGUUAAAUCCUCACAAGUGAUGCCAAGGUCUAAGUUCUCUGCCUUACUCACUCAGCGGAAAAAGAGUUUGGUACAAGCUCAGCAAAGUGAAUCCAAUAGCCAUUUUCCAAAAACGUGGCAAAAAGUAAGUGAGUCAGCCUGAGUGGGUUGGGUAGCAUAAUGCAUGAGACCUUUACUGAACUACUUUGUAAUGGUAGACGUACUAUUGUACAAAAAAAGAGAACUUGGCUACAUGUAGUUAAAAAAGUAAACAAAAAAAAGAAUUUUGAAUAACAGAAAGGCCAUAAUUUUAUUCCAGGUGUCGCUUGCUGGUAUAAAUACAAAUCUAAUUGUUUGAACUCUGAUGUCAUAUUGAACUAAGAGGGAUUGUUUCACCAUGAUACUGAAGGGGUGGUACCUAAGGCACCUUAUCUUAGAAUUGGACAGAUUUCUAUUUUUCUUAGUAGUGGCAAAUGAUUUAUAAGUGAGCAAUGAGCAGAUGUAUGCAAUCUGAGUGAUGUGAUAGGGAUAUGUUAAGCAAUCAUUUUGCCUUACACUCAUAGGAAGCUGCUCAUGCGCAGAUCGGAAAACAUUGUGAUACAAAUGAUGUAUUUUGGUUUGAAAGCAGCUUUGUUAGGUGUUUGUUAGAUGUAAGCAGUAGGACUAGUUUAACCCCUAGGCAUGUGCUCCAUUUCGGGGGAAGUCGAUUGCUCGCACAAAGCGGAGACGAAAUAUCCACUCCAGACUGUCCCAAAUCAGCCUCCUCCCAGAUUCAGAGAAAGGGACUGACAUGCCAGUUCUGAGUGACUGUGGUGACAGAGAAUUGCGUCAGUGAUGAGGCGAAGAUGCCAUGCUGGGAACGGUCUCACGUCAGUCAAGUGUAGAGACAGCAUGUGGUGAGAAUAAUAUUGAAAUAUUCAUUCUGGAGUUAGUUUGGGGGAAACCUUCUAGCCACCAGUAGUUUGUAGCUGUCAAGAUCUUUACUCUUUGACCUGCAGCUCUCAUUCUAACAUCACCCCAAAAGGAAAAAAAAAAGAUUUUUAAAAAUGUCAAGCAUGAAGUUGUCCAGACACAAGAGGCUCAAAACAACUUCUAGUCUAUACUCCCCCCUUGUUUAAGUGAAUAUGAACUUAUACUAAUCUACUGUAUGUGGUAAUGGUACGGUUUUGUAUGUUUACUUGUUUUUUUUUUUUCCAAAGGGUGUACAAAUUAUUUGUAAAGAGAAAAAAAAGACAAUGGCACUUGUCAUGUGAGAAUGGGGUUUGUCAGGUAAGUUGCAUCAGUCCUACCAAAAGAGGUAGAACAUCAAGGAAACAUUCUUCACUCUAAAGAAAAAAAACUGUAGCUCUGUUCAGAAAAAAAAAAAGUUAGAGAAGAAAAAAAAAGUGGCCAUAAGCAAGCUGCCUAUGGCCACACUUCCCUUCACCCACCUGUGCGUAUAAAAUUGUGGCUUUUGAUGAGUGAUGUUACCCUUGUCGUCUGUGCUCACACACCCUGUCUACUCACUAUUUAAAAUGGCAUGUAGCGGUCCAAUCUGAUCAUAACCUCAUCAGGGGAACACUCACAUGGGAUAUCUUUAUGGAGACUGUUUUAAGCAACUCUGUUAUUUUCGUUUGUUUUCUAAGGUUCCUUCAGGUUACGGGUUCAUUCCCCAAACUCAUGCACUGGAUUUGAGAUGUUCUCAGAUGUCAUUGUUUAGAAUAUUGUUGACAUGCUGACAUGUUACAUAUUGAAUUCUGAUCCUCAAGGCCUGAUUCGAGCAAGUUUUCACUGUAAGCAUUGUGGCGUCUGAUGCAUUGCUUUUUUCUUCUGACUUAAGUUUAACCUCACUGUGUUACUGCAAAUAACACGUAUUCACAUGUAAGUGUUUGGACUUUUUUGUUAAUGCAGUUUCUCAUUUUUAUGUUCCUUUUGUGGAAUCAUCUAAGUGGAUUUAAGCACUGCCAAUUAAAAUAGUGGGUAUCCAUUUUCUGUGUAUGAUGAAUUAAUGAAUCAAUUCCACAGUUAUGUCCCUGAAAUAUUGUAUUUUUAUUUCUAAUGGACAGGUAUUAUGAGCUGUAAAGUAUUUUUGUACAAAUUUAAUACUUUGUUAGCAUGAUAUUUAUCGUCUAUGUAUAACUUUGGGGAUUCCUACAGCUGUAAACCUUUGUAUGGCCAACAAAAAGAGAAACAAUAAAAAGAUAUACAGAGUGGA